Messenger RNA from Caenorhabditis remanei, 1191 nucleotides. RefSeq lists its product as uncharacterized. Lineage: Eukaryota; Metazoa; Nematoda; Chromadorea; Rhabditida; Rhabditidae. Gene Ontology annotation, molecular function: protein binding. The record is from RefSeq and is a predicted model, not a curated record. Bases 1 to 1191 code for a protein of 396 amino acids. The transcript has 5 exons.
AUGCUUCUGGAUAAACAGAAGAAUCUUGAAAGGUCGAAUUUGGAAAUUGUUGAGAAGCUCAGAUUAUGUGAUGAGAAAAUUGAUAGACUGUCGAAUGAAUACCAGGAGAAAUUUGAUUUGAUUCAAUCGAAAUUGAAUGAAAUCGUUGAGACACUGAAAUCAGAAGAAUCGUCGAAAUUUGUCGAAAGCGACAAUUCCACAGUUACCACUGCUCCUGUCGAUUCUACUCAGGAUUUUCAGAAAAACGAGGAAAUGACUUCGACAUCUGGAAAAAACUUUGUGUUGAAGCAUACAUUCAAUAACGUUUCUAGCAUCAAAAAUGAAGAGGAUAGGUACAGCGAGAUGGAAGAACAUUUUGGUGUUCCAUGGCAAAUUGGAAUAAGACAGUGGGAUGGAUUUCUCUCAUUUUAUCUCAGGAACUUAUUUCGUGACGCUAAUGAGAAAAAAUGGGAAACUGAAGUGGAAUACGAACUGAAAAUAGUAUCCCCUAACUGCAGAGAAAAGAAGGAGGAAAGAACAACGAAGAGUUUCAAAAGUGACGAUACUGUCUCUGGAUGGGGGUCAUUAAAAUUCAUAGAAUGGAACAACUUGAACAAGGAUUUCGUUGUUGAUGACUGUUUUUGUGCUGAAAUCGCAAUGAAAAUGAAAAAGAUGACAGGCAUUUACAAAGAUAAUCUGAGAAGUUUCGACAAGACAAUGGAAGAAUACGCGGAUGUCGUUCUUGUCGUCAACGAUGAAAAGUUUUUUGUUUCCAAGUUGUACCUUGCCACGCAUUAUUCAUAUUUCAAGACUUUGUUUUUGGGACAAUUCAAUGAAGCGAAGAAAACUGAGAUCAAACUGUCUGGAAUCGAUGCGGAUGAUUUUCAGAACUACCUUGAAGUUCUUUAUGGAGAACAAGCGAUCAAUGAAAUCACUGUCGAAGGAAUCCUCAUGGUGGCUGACAUGUACGAUACCAGUUUCGUCAUUCAGAAAUGCGAGACGUUUCUACAGAGAAAAUCGAAGAAGACAAUGAAGAAGAAGUUGCAGCUGUCUUCUCGAUACAAUUUGGAUGCGCUCAAAAAACAAUGUCUCGGGGAGAUCAAAUCAGUGGCUGAUAUUAAAUCACUUAUUCCCGGAGAUAUUCACGAUUUGGACCCAUCUAUCAUGGCGGAGUUCCUUCUAAAAGCACUUUCUGUUCACGAUUCUAAUUAA